AUUUGUAACUGUAUUUUUCACAGAAUACAAGAAUUUUCAACAUUUUUUAGUUCGUAAUUUAAAACAUCGACAAGUUUCCAUUAAUUAUGGCUAGAAUAGAACGGCAGAAAGAAAUCAUAUCUAUAACACAUUUCAUCAAUCCCCAUCUAUUUUGGUAUCACAAAGUUGAUGCUUGUAGCGAGGAUUAUCACACCAUUCUUAAAAUUGAAAAGGAACUUGGGGAAUACUACAACAACCGUCAAGGUGGUACACAAGCUAUACGACGUCCGCAAAUUAAUGAACUGGUCGCUGUAAAAUUCCUAUCUUGGAAUAAAUUGAUACGUGCACGAGUUGAUCAUAUAGCUAGUUUUGGAAAAAAUGUAUUGGAAGGUGAAUUCAUAAUGUGGGCACUAGAUUAUGGUUUUCCGUUUCAAACAAGAGCAGAUCAUAUUUUUCGGUUACCACAUAAAUUAACAAAACCUGUUGAUUACAUACGUUGUGGUGGCUUGGCAAAUAUCGUGCCAGCGGAAGAGUUUUUCAUGAAAAAUACAAUGGUGAAAAAGAUAUCAAACAAAUGGCAUCAGCGGGCUAAUGACAUCAUUGAAAAAGCUAUAAAUGACUCGGAAUUUAUAGUAUUCAUCAAGGAGUUUGAUUUGAACCAACAAGAUUGGGGAGAACUAGUAAUUAAAACUAAUAUGGGCGUUAAAUAUCGUGUAAAGGAUCAUCUAAUAUCCUUGCAUUUGGCAACUGAAACUGUAGCGAAUUUCCGAGAUGAAUGCCAAAAAUUAAAGACCACCAAAAUUGCGCCAUGGAUGUGUAAUAACGGUAAUAGCAAAUUUUAUACAAAUCGGGCUUAUAUUUUCCCCGGAGUCGUUGGCAUAACGCAUAAUGCAAGUAAAUGUCCCGAAUUACCGUUUGACAUUAAAGCCAAGAAAAAAGUAGAUGAUUGGUAUGAACGCAAUCUUGCAACUGGGCAAGAUACCAAAUUCCUUGAUACAACCAAUGAGUAUACGACAACUGAAGAAACACUGCUUGAUUCUGUUUCAAUUCCAAAGGACGAUCAACAUGAACAGGAGUUGCCGGAAAUGGAGGAAGAUGAGGAAUCGCAGCAAAUGAAGCUUGGUGGUAUACUUUCAAAAUCGAUAGCAGAAAGAUAUAGUAAUGGCCAAUCAUCGACACCACGUCGGCCCCAUGACGGUGACUUUGAAUUGAGCGCUGAAAAUACUAAAGCAAAUAAAACCAUAGAAACUAUUGAAAGUGAAAUUAGCUCAAUAAGGUAUUUACAAUUAGACGAUUCUACGGUGAAUUUACCAAACAUAAACAACAAUAAUAUUAGUCAGAAAGAAAAAUUGAGUGAAAGUGCAGUGGAACCUCAUACGAUUUUUGCCAAGCAGAAUGAAGUAGAAGAACAUAGCAAAACGGAUGCCAUAUUUAAUAAUGUUGGGACGUUUGUUAACGAUUUGAUCACUUUUCGAAAACAGUAUAAUGAGAAAAAACUGGAAGAAAAAACAUUAAGAGCAGCUGAAGCAAACAACUUUCCCCCAAAGGAUUUUGACCUAAAGGAGGUUGAUAAUUCAAAAAUAGCAACUACUAAGCCAAAAGUCAAAUCUAAGCAAGAGGUUACAAGUUUGAACUCAACUUUCCAUGGACUGCGUAUGGUGCCAGCGGGAUAUGACUUGAUGAAUUUAUGUGAUUAUAAUGAUAAGGAGCAUUGGCAUUGUAAAAAGAGUACACUCAAUGAACGUGUACCUUAUUGA
Molecule: messenger RNA, 1736 nt
Organism: Zeugodacus cucurbitae (melon fly)
Lineage: Eukaryota; Metazoa; Arthropoda; Insecta; Diptera; Tephritidae
Product: putative ATP-dependent RNA helicase SoYb
Exons: 5
Coding region: 87-1736 (549 amino acids)
Source: RefSeq, a predicted model, not a curated record